AUAUUGGAGAGAGAGAAAGAGAGAGGUUUCUCUGGUCACACAUCUUCUCCCAUUUCCAUCUCUUUGUCUUGGUCUAAUUUGCAUUCCAAUCUUCUUCUUCAUCAUCUUCUUUCUUUCUUUUUUUUCUUUAGCAAUCGGGGAGUAAGGAAUAUUUGGAAGAACAAAGCGAGAGGAAAGGGGUGAGAUACGGUAUACAGGGGCCAUAUAUUGGGGAGGAUGAACAUGGCCUCGGUUCUCUACUCUUCCUCCUCUUAGAUCUUACUCUUUUUUCUGUAUUUUUCUUCAAUCGGAUGUUAACCCAUUAAAAUCUGGAAUUGAAAAUCAACAUUUUUGCUAUUUUGGAUUGACCCUUUUCGAUCUUAGUUAGUAUUGGGUGUUUUUUUCCCAAACCGAAGAGCUCUGAAUUCUGUCUGGAGGAUCCGAUUGGCAUUAGAUUCAAUCUGAAAUUUUGCAAAUUUGUGGGUUGUGUCAAUUCAUAGAAGAAAGGAAAAUGCAAUCUGAUCUUGGGAAGCUGUUCAUUGGUGGGAUUUCUUGGGAUAGCAAUGAAGAUCGUCUGAAGGAGUAUUUUAGUGGUUAUGGAGAGGUUUUGGAGGCAGUGAUAAUGAAGGAUCGGAACACGGGUCGGGCUCGUGGUUUUGGUUUCGUUGUCUUUUCUGAUCCUGCUGUGGCUGAAAGAGUUAUCAAAGAGAAGCACAACAUUGAUGGCAGGAUGGUUGAGGCAAAAAAGGCUGUUCCAAGAGAUGACCAAAACACAGUUAUGAGUCGAAGCAGCAGCAGCAUUCAGGGUUCUUCUCCUGGACAGGGACGAACAAGGAAGAUAUUUGUUGGCGGCUUAGCAUCCUCUGUAACCGAGACUGAGUUCAAGAAUUAUUUCGAGCAAUUUGGUACCAUAACCGAUGUUGUGGUGAUGUACGAUCACAAUACACAGCGUCCAAGAGGCUUUGGCUUCAUUACCUACGAUACAGAGGAUGCAGUGGACAAAGUAUUGCUCAAGACCUUUCAUGAGCUUAACAAUAAAAUGGUUGAAGUCAAACGUGCUGUGCCUAAAGAGCUAUCACCAGGUCCUAGCCGGAGUCCCCUUAUUACUGGGGGGUAUAAUAACUACAGUGUGAGUAGGAUCAAUACUUUCCUCAAUGGUUAUAAUAAUCAAGGGUUCUCUCCUAGUGCAAUGGGUGGUUAUGGUAUGAGGAUGGAUGGAAGGUUUAGUCCAAUUGCUGCUGGCCGAAGUGGGUUUGCCCCAUUUGGAUCUGGGUAUGGGAUGGGUUUGAACUUUGAACCGGGAUUGAGCCAAAGUUUUGGAGGAAAUGCUAAUUUCAAUAAUCCUCUUAGCUAUGGAAGGGGGGGAAUGAACCAACCUUACUAUAUUGGUAAUUCAAAUAGGUUUGCUAAUCCCAUUGGCUAUGAUGGAGGAAAUGGAGGAGGAAACUCUUCGUUUUUUAGCUCAGCAUCUCGGAAUUUGUGGGGGAGUAAUGGUGGGCUUAAUUACGGGGCAAGCUCACCAAACUCGAGCGGUUACAUGGGUUCUGGAAGUGGCACUAUUGGAGGCAAUCUUGGCAAUAAUAGUGGAAUUAAUUGGGGCUCUUCUCAGCUUACUAACCACCAAAGUGGGGGAAACAUAUCUGGUUAUGGGGUUAAUAAUGACAACAAUAAUAAUAUCAGUUAUGGAAGAACCAAUUCGGGUAUCACCGGAGCUCCAACUUCAAAUAUCAGUUAUGAUGGGUCCUUUUCAGACUUAUACAAUAGUAGCUCGGUUUAUGGUGGUGACCCUACUUGGGGUUCACCCAAUCCUGAAAGGGAGGGGUCUGGCUCUUUUGAUUAUGUGCUGGGAGGAGGAUCUGAUGUUCCGGCUAAAAGUUCUCCUGGCUAUGUUGGUGGUUAUAGUGUUGUUAAGAGACAGUCAAACAGAGGAGGCUUACCCGGCUAGUAGAUGACAAGAAUCAACAUGGUUAAGUAGGUGAAGUAGUAGUCUGUGCAGAGCUGCGGAACUGAGGAAAUUUGCACACUUCCUAAUGAACAAUAUAUAUCUUGGUCAUGAAAGAACUCGAAGGGAUUCUUUAUCUUGUUAUCUAGGGCUAACUGGAUUGCCUGUUUUGAAAAAAAAGAAAAAAAGAUUGAGUUUUUACCAAAAAUACAUACAUUACAGGAGAUUCUGUGUUAAGAGGAUUGAGUUUUUGGGGUUAUCAUCUUAGUUUUUUUAUUUUAUUUUAUUUUGUUUUUGUUUGAGUGAGAUGUAAAAUCAGAUUGCGGCAUCAUGAUGAUCAGAGGAACCAUGCGGAAUAUAUCUCUGGUUGAGGAAGGCGAUCCGUAAGAAAGAUAGACUAUGAUUGUUUUGUUGUUGUUGGUUGUUGUCAGUUAUUACGCAAAGUUGCAGAUUUUUAUCGGUUUAAUAAUCCUCGGAUUUUGUUUAUCCUAGUGAGUUUGUACCGUAAACAAUUGUUGUUGUUUUUUUACUAGUGUGGAACCCAUGUAGGGUCUUCCCAUUUUAUAGCUCGUAUUCGUCGUCGUGUCUUUGACUCUAAUACUCUAUUAUAGAAAGCUUUAUUAUGAU
Messenger RNA from Impatiens glandulifera, 2548 nucleotides. Its product is annotated as heterogeneous nuclear ribonucleoprotein 1-like. Lineage: Eukaryota; Viridiplantae; Streptophyta; Magnoliopsida; Ericales; Balsaminaceae. The coding region runs from base 491 to 1924 and encodes 477 amino acids. The transcript is spliced from 4 exons. Gene Ontology annotation, molecular function: RNA binding. The record is from RefSeq and is a predicted model, not a curated record.